Tripterygium wilfordii is the source of this 2414-nucleotide messenger RNA. Its product is annotated as double-stranded RNA-binding protein 1-like. The record is from RefSeq and is a predicted model, not a curated record. The transcript has 8 exons. Lineage: Eukaryota; Viridiplantae; Streptophyta; Magnoliopsida; Celastrales; Celastraceae. The coding region runs from base 128 to 2185 and encodes 685 amino acids.
AGUCUCUUCUGCUUUUCUCUCACGGCCUGAAUUUUGUUCUUCUUCCUCACUGGCUCACGGUCUCCCCUACUUCUCCCUCAUGCCUUGAAAAUAGAAGCUCAGAGAGAAGCGAAAAAAAGGAGGCAGUAUGUACAAAACGAGGCUGCAAGAGAUUUGUCAACGGAAGCGAUGGAGUUUGCCAAAGUACUCUGUCGAAAAGACAGGCCUCGAUCACAUUCCUCACUUUCAGGCCACAGUCACUGUCAAUGGCCUCACCUUCACCUCCGAUGACAAGUGCAACUCCUCCAAGGACGCUCAAAACGAAGCCGCAAUGCGUGCUUUCAAUCACUUAUCUGUCCCUGAAUUUAACCCCUCGAAAGCCCCAAUUCCCUUCGAGCCGUCUUCUCUUCCAGGUACUUCAAGUAUAACAAAUGAUUUGAAUAAGGAAUUUCCUACCCGUGGGGCAUCCCAACAGAAGUCACAAGAGAUGAAUCAAAUUCCUCGUGGAAUUGCAACUGCCAGAUUGGUCAUUGAUAAUGACAGAUGCAAAGACACAGACCGAGAAGCAGAAGCCAAUAUAUACAAGUCAAAGUUAAAUGAGUUUUGCCAGCGGAACCGAUGGAGACCGCCUGAUUACAUGGUAAAAAAGAAGGGCCCUGAUCACUUUCCUCAAUUUCAAGCUACUGUCACAGUCAAUGGCGUCUCCUUCACCACUCAUGACCAAUGCAAGUCUUCUAAGGAUGCCCAAAACAAUGCUGCCAGGAUCGCUUUUGAUCACUUCUGCACUCCCAACAUUCCUUCAUCUCUUUCCCCAAUUCCAUCUAAUUCUUCUCUUCGUGGUAACGACUUCACCAAUACAGCCAAAAUGAAAAUAACUGAAGCUUCUUUGAGUGCAAUUGCUGAUUUGAAGGACAUGCCUCUCACUGAGACAUCACAACUUAAACCACAAAAGACAAAUCAAGUUCCUCAGCUGAAUGGAAAUGCCAUACAUGUCAAACAUAAUGACAGAUUCAUAGGUGAUAUGCAGCAUUCAUACAAAAACCAACUGCAAAACUAUACUCAAAAGAGCAAUGUUAACCUUCCUGCUUAUUAUCAUGAGGGUCCUCCUCAUACUAGCCAUUUCAAAGGUGUGGUCGGAUUUGGUGAAAAAACUUAUGAGAGUCACGAACUUUUCCCCACGAUGAAGGAAGCAGAGCAUGUGGCUGCAAAAGUUGCAUUGAUGCCAUUAUCAAAAAACGAGGUUCAAGAGGCUAGUAUUCCUGUCACUCCUACUUAUUAUUGUGAUCAGGAGGGUCCUCCUCAUACUAGCCAUUUCAAAGGUGUGGUUGGAGUUGGUGAAAAAACUUAUGAGAGUAACGAACUUUUCCCCACGAUGAAGGAAGCAGAGCAUGUGACUGCAAAAGUUGCAUUGAUGCCAUUAUCAAAAAACGAGAUUCAAGAGGAUGAAUCUCGUUACAAGAACCUGUUACAAGAAUUGGCUCAAAAAGAAUGUUAUGGUCUACCAUCUUAUAAUACAUUGAAAUCUGGUGAACCCCAUGUACCAAUUUUUGUUUCAACUGUCGAAGUUGAAGGAGAGCUUUUUACAGGGCGGGAAGCAAAAACUAAGAAGCAAGCUGAGAUGAGUGCAGCAAGGAUCGCUUACAAGGCUAUCAAGGAUCGGAUGGCAAGUCAGAGCCCUAAUGCCCACCAAGGAAAAGGAAACCCUGAGUUCUUGUCUUCUGGUUCGCACUAUGAGAAAACUACUGACCGGCAACAAAAUUUUGAGGCAGAACUUCCCCCGAUUCCCCAAGAAGAGCAUGAAGAAGAAAUUGAAUUGUUCAUUGGCGUUGAUCCUUCCUCCAUUCAAUCGCCAGUAAGUGGGGGCAAUUCAGCUGUCAACGACGAAUUAUCCUCAACUUCUUCCUGUUUCUAUGAUUCAGAUGCGGACUCAGAACCCCGGGCUGGAAGUACAAUCUCAUCUUACACGGAUACCUCAUCUCGCCCCGACACAGAACCCCCAGCUGGAAGUACAUUCUCAUCUUACACGGAUACCUCAUCUAGCCCCAGGGUCAUCGUCUUCCCCCGUAGUCACCCUAGGUCAGUUCCUCCUGGCGGUGCUAUGAAGAUUUUGAAUGAUGAAUUUGUUUCAUACAAGUACAAAUCUGAACCAUAUAUGUCGUCUAGUCCUCGACGAAGCGGAAACAUCGCUCAUCUCCACGAGUACUGAAUCAGUAGUUAUUCAUAAGUAACUUUCCAUGCUUGUAUAUAUGGAGAACAACGUUUUUAGAUAGUAUUGAGAUUAGUGUCAUCAGUAACUGAAUUAGCAUGUUGAGCAGGUUAUGGUAGCUGUCUGUAUGUAUGUCUAAUGUUCUCUUGUUGUAAUACAGCUUCUGUAAUAGAGAAUCCUUUAUGUCCAGUUAUCAAAAGGAUAUAUAAAAAUAAUGAUAAUUAAUAAU